Molecule: messenger RNA, 1580 nt
Organism: Aedes albopictus (Asian tiger mosquito)
Lineage: Eukaryota; Metazoa; Arthropoda; Insecta; Diptera; Culicidae
Product: zinc finger protein 836
Exons: 4
Coding region: 111-1553 (480 amino acids)
Biological process (GO): regulation of transcription by RNA polymerase II
Cellular component (GO): nucleus
Molecular function (GO): zinc ion binding; RNA polymerase II transcription regulatory region sequence-specific DNA binding; DNA-binding transcription factor activity, RNA polymerase II-specific
Source: RefSeq, a predicted model, not a curated record
AACGAGCGGAACGUAAAGUUUAUUUAAAAAUAAUUUGAGCAACGCAAGCAUUUUAGAAGUUUUAGUGAAUAUUCCGACGGGAAAGUGUAAAUCAACAUUCAAACUACAUCAUGGCAUUCAACUCGGAAACGAACCCGGCCAAUCUGUGUCGGGUCUGCAUCCAGGACGUCACGUACAUCCCAUCGGAAAACAUCUUCCAGUCGUCGGAUGAUCCUGGCCAUGUCAAUCUCUACCGUAAACUGAGCGUCAUUUGCUCACAAGUGUUUGCGGCUGAGCCGGAUGGAAAACCAUCGGCCACUGAAGUACUGGCAAUGCCGUUGAGCGUAUGCCACGAUUGCAAAGGAAAGAUAGACGAUGCCUACGAGUUGCACAGAAUGUGCCUGGAAAGUCAUCGUCUACUGGGGGAACUGCUGGCACCAAAGCUGGAAGAAGUUAUGGUCAAGAAAGAACCGGAGGACCCGGUUGAGGACACUCUUUUACAGCUGGAUGAGCCAAAAGUGUUCGCUGAUAUUCUUGAAGUCCCGUCGAAGAAACCAUCAGCUAGAGGAAAAGGAAGGCGCUCUAGGGUCAAACAAGACAUCAGUAACGAAGAGGUGGCCACGGCAAAGAAUCCAGAAGACAAUCAAGAAAAUCCAGCAUUUUCCUGUGAAAAGUGUGGCGCUGUAGCGAAGCGUGAAUUUGCCUUGCACAAACAUAUGAAAAUGAAGCAUCCCAAGGAUGUCUUCCAAUGUGACAAGUGCUACGAAGUUUACUUUGACGAGGCCAAAAUGCUGGAACAUAGGAAAAAUCACGAUCUUGAGAAGCCGUACGCUUGUCCCAUUUGCCAAAAACGCUUCAAACGCCGGAGGGAUGUUACGCUACAUUCGGUACUAUGCAAGGGCCAGACGCCCUUCCUGUGCACCGAGUGUGGCAAGGGUUACGCCUACGCGAGCAGCUUGGUGCAGCACCUCCUACGUCACAAGGAGAAGUCUAUGGCGUGUGAUCUGUGUCCGGUGAAGUUCCACACGAAGGGUGCACUCAACAUGCACAUCCGGCUUACGCACAACAAGGAGAAGAACUACGUCUGCCAUAUUUGCUCGAAGCGGUGCGUGUCGAGUGACGCGUUGAAGAAGCACUUAUUAUGUCAUACAGGCGAGCGACAGUUUAAAUGUGAUGUAUGCGAUAUGAAGUUCUUGAGAAGGAACAACAUGAUGCGACACAUGCGCACCCACACCGGAGAGAAACCCUACAAAUGCACCCAUUGCGAUCGUGCGUUUUCCCAAACGAACGACCUGGUCAAGCACAGUAAAGUCCACUUCGGUGACAAUCCGUACAAAUGUGACCGAUGCGAUGCGGCGUACCGUCUGUUGUCCGAGCUGCGCGAUCACUACAAAGUGCACUCGGGCAGUGGCUAUGGAUCAUCGGAUCAACCGGAUAACUUUAAGUUCACCAGUGUCAGUGCGCUCCAGUGGCGUGCUGCGCAAGAGCGGCAGAAUGACGUCAGUCAAUCGUCGGCUGAACUAAAGGAGGGGAAGGUGCCGGAAUCGCGGAUGGAGGCGGAUGACGAGUUUUGAAUAUUAUGUAAGUACCUAAAUCAGAAA